GAGAGGGGCGGGCACGCACACAGCCCACUCGAGAGAACCCGUCUACUACUGAGCCUCCCGGGAUAAGGGUCUGGGUAGAGGAUGACACCUCUUUCCAUCCCCAUCUUUACCUCCACUCCCCCAUCCCACCCCUCCCUCCGCAUCACGUCCACACACAAUUUGAAGCUUUAUCUAUCUACGGGACUCCUGCUCUUCGCCACUGAGGUCUAGGGGGGAGUAGCGGGCACUAGCCCAGUUACCAAAGUCCCCCCCCCCACCUCGGCCCUCUAAAGAUAGAGAAGGACGGAGGAGGGAGGACGAGGGAGAAGAUCAGGAGAGGCAGUGGAGGGAGGGAUGGACAAACUGGGGACAUAGAGUUCCAACUUGGGGAGCCAGUGGGGGAGAGAGGAAUUGGGGACUAACUGGAGGUGGGGAUGGAGCGGGAGAGGGUGGAGCUAGGGCCAGAUAGACUCCUCCCCUUGGCUGCAUAGAGGCUCGGCCUGCAAUUCAGCUCGCCUCUCGGCCCAGACCCAGCGCAGCGCCAGUAUCUCCCCAACGCUGCCACCCCCGCAUAUCCUCGCCCCAGCCCCAGCCCAGGGACUUUUCCCAACCCCAUCUUCCACGCACCCAUCCUACUCCCCUACCCUACCCCCAUCCCCAAGAGACCCCAGAGACAGAGCUGGAGCUGCAGCCUCAUUCCGGCCCAGGCCCCACCCGGACUGGACAAUUGGAAGCACGGACCCUGGGACGGAUAGGGCUCCGGAGCCCCUCUUCACCCGGCUCAGCGUUCCAGCCCUGUGCUGCCCCUUGCCUAGACCCCUUGUCCCUCCUUCAGAUAAGACUUCUAUCCACCCCUAGACAUCCCCGCCGCCAUCCUUUCCCUCCCCCCUCUCCCAGCCCAGACCUGGGUGGGAGGGAGGGGGGUGUGCGCCUGGAGCCUUUCCCGCUCCGCCCCCCGUGAUUCCCUCUGCAUGGCCGGCCCGGGUGGGGGGUCUGGGGGGGCCCCGGAGCCAUGCGGGAGGAUCACCGGGGGGGGUCGUUGUGCCUGUCCCCACGUGAUCCGCAAAGUGUUGGCAAAAUGCGGCUGCUGUUUCUCCCGGGGGGGUCGCGAGUCCUAUUCCAUUGCUGGCAGUGAAGGCAGUGUCUCUGCUUCUGUUGCCUCUGUCCUGGCCCCCACUUCUGUCCCUAGCUCUGGACUCAGCUCUGGUCCUUGCUCUCCUGGACCCCCAGGGCCUGUCAGUGGCUUGAGGCGGUGGUUGGACCACUCUAGACACUGCCUCAGUGUGGAAACCGAGACAGACAGUGACCAGGCAGGAUCAUGUCAGGGAUGGAUUCCAGAGUCAACUCUAGCCUCAGGGGAGGAACUCCCAGAAUUGACCUUACUGACCACUUUAUUGGAGGGACCUGGAGACAGGACCCAGGAAAGUACAACUUCCCAGCCCACAGAGGAGACUCCCACUCAGACUACAGAAAGUGAGGAAGAAAAAAGGAAGAGGGCUUUGGACAGGAGUAUGUAUGUCCUGAGUGAGCUGGUGGAAACAGAGAAAAUGUACGUGGAGGACUUGGGGCAGAUUGUGGAGGGCUACAUGGCAACCAUGACAGCCCAGGGCAUCCCUGAAAAUCUUCGAGGUCGGGACAGGAUUGUAUUCGGGAAUAUCCAGCAGAUCUAUGAAUGGCACAGAGAUUACUUCCUUCAAGAACUACAGAAAUGUCUUCAGGAUCCUGAUUGGCUGGCCCAGCUCUUCAUUAAGCAUGAGAGGAGGCUACACAUGUAUGUUAUUUACUGCCAGAACAAACCCAAGUCUGAACACGUCAUGUCUGAAUUUGGAGAUAGCUACUUUGAGGAGCUCCGUCACCAUCUUGGUCACCGUCUUCAGCUUAAUGACCUUCUCAUCAAACCUGUACAGAGAAUCAUGCAGUACCAGCUGCUACUCAAGGAUUUCCUCAAAUAUUAUAGCAAAGCCAAGAAGAAUACUGAAGAGCUUGAGCGUGCAGUAGAAGUCAUGUGCUUUGUGCCCAAACGCUGCAAUGACAUGAUGAGUCUGGGACGGCUUCGAGGCUUUGAGGGCAAGCUGACCACCCAGGGGAAGCUCCUGGCUCAGGACACAUUCUGGGUUACUGAACCAGAAGCAGGGGGGCUGCUCCCUGCCCGAGGUCGAGAGAGACGCGUCUUCCUCUUUGAGCAAAUCAUCAUCUUCAGCGAGGCCCUAGGGGGAGGGGUUAGGGGUGGGACACAACCUGGAUACGUCUAUAAGAACAGCAUCAAGGUCAGCUGUCUGGGCCUGGAGAAGAACACUCAGGGGGAUCCCUGCCGAUUCACCUUGACUUCAAGAGGGCCAGAGGGUGGUGUCCAGCGCUACAUUCUACAGGCUUCAGAUCCAACAAUCAGUGAGGCCUGGACUCAGCAUAUAGCCCAGAUCCUGGAAAGUCAGAGGAACUUCCUCAAUGCACUGCAGUCACCGAUUGAAUACCAGCGACGGGAGAGCCAGACUAACAGCUUGGGAAGGAUAGGAGGGUCUGUGGGGGGAAGCCCUGGACGAUCCCAGCUUGGGGACCGAGCCCCAGUCAGCACACAUACACCCAUCAAUGGCUCCCUCCCUUCUCUGUUGCUGCCCCCAGUGGGGGUGGCUGGAUGGCCCCUGCCUGAGAAUAAACAGGACUCUUCUGCACCUGAAGACCCUAUCUGCCAGGCCCGGCUGGCCAAGCUGGAUGAAGAUGAGCUAUGACUGGUGACCUCUCACCUUUUGGGGAUGGGUAGCUUGCCAUUGGGUUUGUGAUGGAUGAGGCCCCUCUCCUGGGCACUGUCUUUGAACCAAUUCUUCCCCUCAGUCGUCAGCUGAAUGGAAAGGGCUAGGCUGGGGGUGGGUGGAACUGAUGGGAAUGGUGUCAAGUUUAAGAAAGAUUUCUAGUAUGUAAAGAUUGUUUCUCUACUCUGGGGAUACAGAUUCCCUCCACUUUCCUUCAUCUAUAAUGUAUUACUCAGGCCCCAAGAAAGGAAGAAGUAUGGGUGGGUGGGUAAGGGGGCAGGGGAUAGAAUGUGUUGAUUUAUUUUGAUUUGUGUUUCCUGAAAAUAAAGGUUUUGCUCUAUCUUUGAGGAUGGAGGGAGUGAGGAAAAGGUAUAGGAGUGAAGUCACUAGAAUCAUUUGGAGUGGGUCUGGAGAUGGGGAAGGGGCAAAAGGUUUGAAAUCAAUGGGCUCUCAUGUGAACUUCUCACCCCAGACCUGGGAACUAAAUAAUCAUUAGGAAUCCUAAUGAUUUAAUCCUAAAGUCUUGUUAUAUAUGUCAUUGACCUUCUCCUCUUUACCUGCUACAUUGGAAAUUCCAAGCCUAUGUGAUCUUCCACAUCUCAGCUUUUCCUUUCCCUCCCAUUCCCAACUACUUAAAAACAAAACAAAACAAAACCCAACAACCCACCAUUUCAGACGCUAAAGAGGCAAAAUCCUAAAUAUACCU
Molecule: messenger RNA, 3432 nt
Organism: Phascolarctos cinereus (koala)
Lineage: Eukaryota; Metazoa; Chordata; Mammalia; Diprotodontia; Phascolarctidae
Source: RefSeq, a predicted model, not a curated record